Ruditapes philippinarum (Manila clam) is the source of this 5894-nucleotide messenger RNA. Its product is annotated as angiotensin-converting enzyme-like. Gene Ontology annotation, biological process: proteolysis. The transcript has 31 exons. Gene Ontology annotation, molecular function: metallopeptidase activity; peptidyl-dipeptidase activity. Lineage: Eukaryota; Metazoa; Mollusca; Bivalvia; Venerida; Veneridae. The record is from RefSeq and is a predicted model, not a curated record. Gene Ontology annotation, cellular component: plasma membrane.
GUAUCGCUUGGUCUUCGAGAGAUGCCGCCAGAAUUCUGGCAGAACUCUAUGAUUGAAAAACCAACAGACGGACGAGAAGUCGUCUGCCACGCUUCCGCUUGGGAUUUCAUGAAAGGAAAUGACGUAAGAAUUAAGAUGUGUACAGAUAUAACAAUGGAUGAUCUAGUGACUAUUCAUCACGAGAUGGGACAUAUACAAUACUAUCUUCAAUAUCAGAACUUGUCCUAUGUUUACAGGGAGGGAGGAAACCCAGGAUUCCAUGAAGCUAUUGGUGACGUCAUGGCUCUAUCAGCGUCUACACCCAAACACUUGCACACCGUUGGUCUUUUGAAAACGCUGGAAAAUAACGAUGAGGCUGACAUAAAUUUUCUGAUGAGGCAAGCUUUAGAUAAAGUUUCGUUUAUUCCGUUUGGUUAUUUGAUCGACCAAUGGCGUUGGAGCGUUUUUCGUGGAGACACGCCUCCAGAAAAAUACACAUCUGAUUGGGCAGGUUUAAGAUGCAAAUAUCAGGGGAUUUCACCCCCUGUAGCAAGGUCAAGUGAUGAUUUCGACCCAGGAGCAAAAUACCACAUACCCGGAAACACUCCUUAUAUAAGAUAUUUCGUGAGUUACGUUAUACAGUUUCAGUUUCACAAAGCACUAUGUGACGCCGCAGGAGAGACACAAAAAGGCCCCCUGUACCAGUGUGACAUAUACAACAACUCUGCCGCUGGUCAAAAGCUCGAGCAACUACUUCAGGAGGGUGCAUCGAAACCAUGGCCAGAAAUAUUUAAAAAAAUUACAGGAACAUCAAAGAUGAACGCAUCAGCAAUUUUAGAAUACUUCGAACCCCUAAUUAAUUGGCUGGAUGAACAAAAUAAAGACGAAAAGCCAGGGUGGCAUGAGGAUUGUCCAACAAUCACAGAUGAUAUAGAGGAACCGAUGGCUGCAAAAUGGUUAGAUUAUUAUAAUACCAAGGCGUCGGAGAUGAUGUACAAGUCUGUAUUGUCACAAUGGAACUAUGGUUCUAACAUCACAGACGCUAACCAAGCUGCUAUGGUUGAAAUGAGCCUUAAGAAGUCAGAUUUCGAUAAAGAAAUGUACAAACAAGCCAAUUAUUUCCCAUGGAAAACAUUUACUAAUUCUUCUAUGAAAAGACAGUUUAAAAUGAUCACAGAUAUAGGUACAAACGCUUUAGAAGAUAAAAAUCAACUUAAAGAGAUGGCUGAUCUACAAGCUAAAAUUGAAGGAAUAUAUGGAAAAGCUAAAGUUCAAAUGUCAAAUGGAAAAAGUCUUUUACUCGAGCCUGGUUUGACGGAAAUCAUGACGUCAUCACGUAACUACUCAGAAUUAAAGGAGGCGUGGUUAAAGUGGAGAGACGCCUCCGGGAAACUCAUGAAGUCAGAUUAUGCCAAGUUUGUUGAACUUAGCAACAAGGCUGUCAGACAACUAAAUUAUUCCGACACUGGUGACUCCUGGCGAUCGGUGUAUGAGACUAAAACAUUUGAGAAAGAUUUGCAAAAUUUAUUAGAUGAAUUAAAACCGUUAUACAAACUUCUACAUGGGUAUGUAAGGAAACAACUUAAACUAACGUACGGUGGAGAGAAUUUUCCCAAGACAGGCCACAUACCUGCUCAUUUACUUGGAAACAUGUGGGGCCAACAAUGGAACAAUAUAUACAAUUUAGUUGAACCAUACAAAGGUGUCGAAAAGAUUGACGUCACACCGGAAAUGCUAAGACAGAACUACACCGUCAUGAGAAUGUUUAAAACAGCUGAGGAGUUCUUUACAUCACUGGGUUUAUCACCAAUGCCGGCGGAAUUCUGGAACGGUACAAUCAUGGUUAAUCCAGACGGUAUCACCAUGGUCUGCCAUGCCUCCGCCUGGGACUUCUAUAAUCAAAAAGAUUUCAGAAUUAAGAUGUGUACGGAAGUGAACAUGGAGGAGAUGAUUGUUAUACAUCAUGAGAUGGGACAUAUACAAUAUUUCUUACAAUAUAAAGACCAGCCAGUCGUGUUUAGAGGAGGAGCUAACCCUGGAUUCCAUGAGGCAAUAGGUGACGUAAUGGCUUUGUCCGUGUCUACACCUGGACAUCUUAAAACAAUAGGUCUUCUUAAAGAUAUGAAAAAUACAUAUGAAAGUGAUAUAAACUUUUUAAUGAAAAUGGCUUUAGAGAAGAUUGCAUUCCUUCCGUUUGGUUAUUUGAUAGACCAAUGGCGCUGGAGUGUAUUUAGCGGACAAACACCGCCAAACAAAUAUAACGAGAAAUGGUGGGACCUCAGAUGUAAGUAUCAAGGUUUGUCGCCGCCGGUUGAGAGGACGGAGAAUGACUUUGACCCUGGUGCAAAAUACCACAUUCCAGCCAAUGUGCCUUAUAUAAGAUAUUUUGUAAGUUUUGUUGUUCAGUUUCAAUUUCAUCAAGCAUUGUGUAACUAUUCGGGCAAUACUAAACCCUUGCAUCAUUGUGAUAUAUUCAACUCGACAAAAGCUGGUGAUAGAUUGAGAGAUUUAUUACAAAUGGGAUCAUCUAAACCAUGGACAGAAGCCAUGAUGAAAUUUACAGGUACUGAUAAAAUGAGCGCCGCACCAUUAAUGGAAUAUUUUAAACCACUCAUUGACUGGUUAAAAGAAAGAGUACCGGAAGAUGAACGUGGUUGGUCAGACGAUUGUACUCACGUGACGGAAGCAGACGAAUUAAACGAUUGGUUAUCACAGUAUGAAAACGAGGCUUCAGAUAAAUACUAUUGGAAUUCAGAGGCCGACUGGGCAUAUAACACAAAUCUUACAGAUGAAACAGCAGAAAAAAUGAAUCAAGCCAAUGUUGAAAUUGCAAAGUAUGAGAAAAUGGUUGCUAAGAACGUAUCCAUGUAUCACUGGAAGGAAUACAAAGACGCGCAACUAAAACGUAGACUACGUAAAAUGGCAGAUAUUGGUACCAGUGCCCUGAAAGAUGAGAACCAGCUCAAAAAGCUUGGAGAGUUAAAGUCAAGCAUGGAAUCUACGUACAGCACUGGCAAAGUUUGUUUGACUUCCGGAAAAUGCGUUGAUUUAGACCCAGAGCUUGAACGUAUUAUGGCGGACUCUACAAAUUAUGAUGAGUUGACAAACGUAUGGAAAGGAUGGAGAGAUGCUACAGGGAAAAAGAUGAAGGACACUUAUGCUCAGUUUGUCAAUCUUAGUAACACAGCUGUAAAAGAACUAGGUUAUGACGACACCGGGGCUUACUGGAGGUCCGUGUAUGACACCGAAACAUUCCAAACCGAUCUUGAACACCUACUCGAACAAUUAAAACCAUUAUAUCAAAAUCUUCAUACUUAUGUUAGAAGGAAACUAAUGGAUAUUUACGGAGAGGACAAGUUCCCGGAUAGCGGACAUAUCCCGGCACAUCUUUUAGGUUUCAUUAAUUCCUUACAAUUGAUUGAACACACUUUCGCGUAAAUUGUUAUAAUAAGUUGUAAAAUCUAUUUGACAUCUUUCAAGGGAUAUAACGCUACACAGCUUUUCCGAACUGCUGAAAGCUUCUUUACCUCCCUUGGACUGGAACCGAUGCGCCAGGAAUUCUGGGACAAGUCUAUGAUCGUCAGACCAAAAGAUAGAGAAGUCGUCUGCCACGCAUCCGCUUGGGAUUUCUAUAACGCUAAGGAUUUUAGGAUCAAAAUGUGUACAAAUAUAGACAUGGAGGACCUGGUAACUAUCCAUCAUGAAAUGGGUCACAUCCAGUACCAGAUGCAAUACAGGCAUCUGCCGAUACCAUUUAGAGACGGGGCCAACCCUGGGUUCCAUGAAGCUAUAGGAGACGUUAUGGCAUUGUCAGUACAAACACCGAAACAUUUACGAAAAAUCAAUCUUCUAGAACCCGGAAAUGACGACGACGAGGUAGAUAUAAACUUUUUAAUGAUGAUGGCGUUAGACAAGAUAGCGUUUCUGCCGUUCGGCUAUCUAAUUGACCAAUGGAGAUGGAGCGUAUUUAGUGGUGCUACACCGCCAGAGAAAUAUAACGAAGACUGGUGGAAAUUAAGGUGUAAAUAUCAGGGCAUGUCACCCCCAGUACAAAGGAGCAGCAGCGAUUUUGACCCCGGUGCAAAGUUUCAUAUACCCGGAAAUUACCCUUAUAUUAGGUAUUUUGUCAGUUACGUGCUACAGUUCCAGUUUCAUAAAGCAUUGUGUGAUGCAGCAAACCAUACGGGACCUCUACACAAAUGUGAUAUCUACCAAUCCAAAGAAGCCGGAACAAAACUUAUGAAUCUGCUUAAAAUGGGAUCGUCCAGACCAUGGCCGGAAGCUAUGGAGGUAAUUACAGGGCAACGCAACAUGGACGCUGGUCCCCUGAUGGAAUACUUCCGGCCGCUUAUAACAUGGUUAGAAAAGGCGAACUACCAAGAACGACCAGGCUGGUCCGAUUCGUGUCCGCAGAUGUUAACAAAAACUGUAGUCACGUGUCCAAAACAAGUAUUGAAAGAAACGUCUGCAGCGUCUACUUUCACCGGAAACAGUUUUACAGUUUUUGUUUUUGCAUUUUUUAUUAUUUCAAUGCUACUUUCUAAGCUUUAGAAUGAAAAACAUAUGUGGUGUGACAAAAGAUUCAGUAAAAUAAAUUAGUUUUCAAGUAUUUUCUUGCAAGUCAUCAGCAAUUCGUAGUUUGUGGUUGAAAAUAAUGGCAUUUUUUGCAGCCGACUGUUAGAAUGAAUGCACUUUCACAAAACUGUUGAAUGUUGGAUUUGUUUUAAAUGGAAAUCGCUGUGCUUUUUAUGCAGAACGUGACAAUUGAAUUAAAUGUGGAAAAUGUGUUUUAUGUUUUUGACUCAAUUAAAGACAUCACUUAAGCUGGUGUUGAUGCUGUAUUAAGAACUAUAAAAUGUUGUCUGCGUAAAUUUAUGUGAACUUGUUAAAUUAAAAGUAUAUAGACGUCAUUACUUAAAGGCCCAUUAAGCCAAAAAAUGUUAUUUUAAAUUCUUCAAAAGUUUUGGUGUUCUAUUAAUUUCCGGAGCGGUUGCUUAUUGUCAGAUGGCUAAAAUGUCUCCCGAUGGCUUUUGCUUUUUUGGUUAUUAGUAAAGUUAUGGUAAUUUAGUAUUUUGUACUUUUUGUUACUUUAAAGACAAAUUGUUUUACCUUCAACGCUACGUUCCCUGCAUAAACAUCUAACAUGCUCUAAAUUCAUUAAACAUUAAAAGAAAGUACAGGUUUGGGUUUUCUUUAAAGGAAAAUGUCAUUUUUGUUUCUAUGGCUUAAUGUGUCUUUAACAAGGCGAAUUAGUAAAAACCAAAGUUGUAAAACAGAGAAGCUCAAGAAAAGAUUUUAUGAAAUGAGGAGAAGAGAAGAAUUUCGUUUUGAAUUAAUGACUAUUUUAAAAUGUUAUUUCAUCUUAAAUGCCCGGAUAUUCAAACAAACCGUCAAUGAUACACAUGACUAUAUAUCAAAUAUUGCAGACGCCACACCCACAUUUUUUUCUUUUUAUGUUUUUACAUGUAUUAAGUGGACACUAACCAUUUUCGUAGCAGGAAUCAAAGUCAUCAUGUGAUGGUCAUAUUGAAACAGGCCAAUUCAUGUUUCACAAAACAUAUUAUAUUAUGACAUUUUUUAGGGGCUAUCAUUAAAUAUUGUACAUGCAGAUAUUUUUUUUACAAUUAUUCAAUGUUUAUAUUUAUUGUAUUCAAGAAUUUGUGUUUCGUCACAAGAAUUUCAAAAUAUGCGGGUUCUUUUCCUGUAGUAUGUUGUACGAUAUUUCUUCAGUUUUGUUUGUGUGUGCGUUAUUUUUUAGAUUUAGGAUUUCAAAGAAAAUUUUGCAUCAUUUCAAUACUAUAGUAAUCCUAUUUUUUAUGGAUUAUGGACCCUGAUGAAUCGGAUAAUCUAUUUUAGUAUAUUAUUUCACGCGAGAGAGUGUUUUCCCCUGCGACGUCAUUAUUAAAAAAAAAACA